GAACCUGUUAUCUCGAAUUUCCGUGUGCUUGAUACAUUUUUUUUCCGCCGAAUUAAUUUAAUCUUUGUUAGCAGUGCCUGCUCGCGAUGAACCUUGUGACAAUCGACUUCCAUUAAAAGAAUUAGCGUCGGUACAGUAUAAUCGUAAGGAUCAAGUCCUUUGCAAUUGUUGUUCCUGUAUUUCGUGGAAACUGUGUGUGUGGAUCUGAAUCUGUGUGAAGCGAAACAAUAUGGGAAUUUUUUGCCGAUCCAGUAGCUACGCGAAGUUGGCGCAGACCAUUGCCCUCAGGCGUGCGGCCGUCCCGUCAGUCACGUCUGUUUGCGAACGACUCCAGUCAAGUGCCGCCGUUGUGAGCGAACCGAAAUGGACCGAAAUUUAUACCACAAAUCCGAUCGACCACAAUGAGUCUACGUUCAGCAAGAUCCUCAUCGCUAAUCGUGGUGAAAUAGCAUGUCGUGUUAUGCACACCGCCAGGCGCAUGGGUAUCAAGACGGUCGCAAUCCAUUCCGACGUGGACUCUAAUUCGUUGUUUGUGCGGAUGGCGGACGAAGCCGUCUGUGUUGGCAAGGCUCCAACGAGCCAGUCAUAUUUGAAUGUUGAUGCCAUUCUCAGGGCCAUUGACUCCACGGGCGCGGAAGCUGUUCACCCUGGUUACGGAUUCCUAUCGGAGAACACAAAGUUCGCUGCGAUUUUGGAAUCGAAAGGGGUGAAAUUCAUUGGCCCAAAUUCAGACGCUAUCAUCAAAAUGGGCGAUAAAAUUGAGUCCAAGCGUCUUGCGAAGGGAGCUAACGUCAGUUUUAUCCCGGGCUACGAUGGGGAAAUCAAAAGUGAAGAACAUUGUAUCGAAAUAUCAAAGAAAAUCGGGUACCCGGUCAUGAUCAAGGCAUCUGCUGGCGGUGGUGGCAAAGGUAUGCGUAUCGCGCGAAACGACAAAGAGGCGCGUGAGGGUUUCAGGUUGUCUCAGCAAGAAGCGAAGUCAAGUUUCGGCGAUGAUCGAAUGCUUGUGGAGAAAUACGUCGUUGAUCCAAGACACAUUGAGGUGCAAUUCAUGGGUGACAAGCACGGAAACGCCGUUUACUUGAAUGAACGCGAAUGCUCGAUUCAGCGGAGGAACCAGAAAGUUAUUGAAGAAGCGCCAAGUCCCUUUGUUGAUCCGGAGAUGAGGAAGCGAAUGGGAACGCAAGCAGUUACCCUUGCCAAACAUGUUGGUUACGACUCAGCCGGUACUGUUGAAUUUCUUGUUGACAACGACAAGAAUUUUUACUUCUUGGAGAUGAACACUCGUCUUCAGGUUGAGCAUCCCAUUAGUGAGUGCAUCACAGGUAUUGAUCUCGUCUACGAAAUGAUCCGUGUGGCGAAAGGCCAUCCUUUGAAAGUCACACAAGAUCAGAUGCCUCUUCGUGGUUGGGCUAUUGAAUCUCGAGUAUAUGCCGAAGAUCCUUCCAAGAACUUUGGUCUUCCUUCUAUUGGACGUCUGUCAAAAUACCGAGCACCUUCUCACAUUGAUGGCGUGCGGUGCGACUCCGGCAUCGAGGAAGGGUCUGAAAUCAGCAUUUACUACGAUCCGAUGAUCUGCAAAUUGAUCACAUACGGGAAAACUCGAGCUGAGUGCAUUGAAAAGCAAAUUCAGGCCCUUGACGACUACGUUAUUCGAGGCGUGACCCACAACAUUCCGUUGCUGCGGGACAUCUUCACUGAGAAACGCUUUUGCUCAGGAGACAUCAACACAGGCUACUUGCCUUCCGUGUACCCGGACGGUUUCCAAGGCAAAUCUUACACUCCGGCUGAGAAGAAGGAUUUAAUCGCAAUUUCUGCUGCCAUGCAUGCCAAGGACGCGCUGCGAAGCGGAAAAUUCAUCAACGCUGAAGAGCCCACCAUCAAAGCAAGGGAAGAGUACCUUUUGACGGUACAUCUUGCUGACGAGCAAGCGCACUGCCUGGUCAAGUGCAAGCCAGGGGCAUUCGAUGUUCAUCUGGACGGCCAAGUUAUUUCAGUGAAAGACAAUUUCAAUUUAGCCGAGGAUGUAUCUCACAUGAAUGUGGGAUCGAAUAAACACACCAUACAAUUGAUCAAUCGGAAGCCCAACGGAACGUUGAGGAUCCGAUUUUUGGGAACUGCCUUGAACGUCAAGGUGAUGUCAGCGGAAGCCGACAGAUUCUUGAAACUCAUGCCGGACAAACCGAAAGCUGAUUUCAGUAAAACCGUCCAAGCCCCGAUGCCGGGUCUUGUCAAGAGCGUAAGCGCCAAGGUGGGACAAAUGAUUCCGGAGGGCCAAGAAGUUUGUGUCAUCGAGGCGAUGAAGAUGCAAAAUUCUCUGACUGCUGCCGUCACAGGCAAGGUGAAGGCAGUGAAUGUGAAGCCUGGAGACACGGUCGAAGACGAGCAAGUUCUGAUCGAAUUCGAGUAGGUAGCGUCGUCUUUUCCAACUGCGCGUGUGCCGUUCGACAUUUCCGGGCUUUUCCUUAGAAAAGAAGAUUCUCUACUCCGUAUGAGUUUCACUGAAAAAUCUCAGGUUGCGUGCUUUGCUUAAGGUGUAACUAAUGAAAACUCAGUGCUGGGUCAUUUUAUGUAUUUAUAUUGACGGUGCGAGUCAUCAACUGAAUAGCCGACGGACUCCGAGUGAACUUCCGCCAGAUUUAUAUAGUUGAUACCAUAUUGGUUCGAUUCCUGAAGUGAAACUAAGUUUCAGCGUGAAAAAUAUUUGGAAUGUUUUUUUUUAGUCAACUGUCUCAAUUGUGAUUGUCGAGCUGCAAUUUUUUUUCGAGUUCCACGCAAACUCUGCUCGGAUUUGAGGAGUAGAAAUCAAUCAAAAUAUGUGUUGUGGGCAAGGUUAUUUCUGAGAUAUUCUGAGUACAUCUGGAUUUUAACAGUCGAUCCGGGGUACACGUGUGGGUGUGGAUCAUGUUCAGUUUCUGUUGAGUUGUCAAUUGAAGCCUUGCAGUACAAGUGACAAUAAAAGACUUCAAUGGGUGUUGAGAACGUGAAA
Messenger RNA from Notodromas monacha, 2986 nucleotides. Lineage: Eukaryota; Metazoa; Arthropoda; Ostracoda; Podocopida; Cyprididae. The record is from the annotation of a GenBank genome assembly.